This is a messenger RNA of Colletotrichum godetiae, 1108 nucleotides long. RefSeq lists its product as uncharacterized. The transcript is spliced from 2 exons. The record is from RefSeq and is a predicted model, not a curated record. Bases 199 to 837 code for a protein of 212 amino acids. Lineage: Eukaryota; Fungi; Ascomycota; Sordariomycetes; Glomerellales; Glomerellaceae.
CAAAGAAAGACAUUCAGUCACUUUUGAUGCUUGCCGCGGCUAUAGCCAAUCUGCGAUCUUGCACCAAAACGACGGUACCUUAGGCCUCAUUAGGGCGAGUUGCCCUACGUUGACGCCUCGUCUCGCCUGCCUUACCUUGCCUUAGCUGGAGGGGUGCUCACAGCGCGAGUCCCAGUACGUACCGGAUCAAGACGCGAAAUGGCGUCACGAAAAAGGGAGGAGCAGGGGGGGCCGCCGGAUUGGGGAGGGGGCUCUUGCCUUGACCCUGCAGCCAGGUGUCGCCUUAUCCCCGAUGCCUCACCUUACGUCCUAGGAGGAAGGAACCAACCUCAAUAUCAUACUUCCACACGGCAGUCGAUUAUUCGAUCGAAUAUUUGCGCAACAUGCAACAAUCUGCACGAAAUGAUCCAUUUCCAGCAGAUAGAGACACAUCGAUCAACCUCCUCAAACGCAGCCACUUUGGUGCAUUCACCUCAUCAGCCACAACCCAGACAUAUCCCCUCUCCACCUUCACGAUUGUCGGAGGCCCCAACCACGCCAGCCUCAGCAAUAAGAAUGCGAGCCGUACUUCUCUCACGGCUAUGGCGAUUAUCUCAGCAAACGCUGCUUGCUUCUCUGGUCUCCGCCAUGCGAAUGCCCUCGCGAUUCGCACCGCAUCCAGCCGGACCUAAGCAAUAUCUGCCCGGUAAUGGUUCGCUUGGAAUGCGCCGGCUCAGUCCCUCAUUCCAGAUGCUGCUCGUCGAUCGGGCCCUUCCCGCUCGCAUGUCUCUACCUAAUCAGCCGCUGCCCGCUGGACGAGCACGAACGACGAAAUGGCGGAUGCGACAAACACCAUAGAGCGAGUUGCAUUUAAGACAUUGGUCUCCUUUCAUUUGUUUCCCCCCCCCCCGUCGCUGGCUUCCUCCACGCGAACCUCCUCUACGACUUCUCCAUAUGCUGGCCGACGUAAGCCUUCAAGGACCACUGUCGACUUGCACCCGACUUGUGCUAGAGCCAGCGUGACAUGUCGUGAUAUUAACCUUUGCCGCACCUAUCUUCGUGCCUUACUUUGCUAAUCGAUUGUGCGCGCACCAUGUUUCGAAACAGUUUGAUGGUGUCAGUUUCGGCU